AUGGUUUGUACUCUUGUUUAUCGAGCUGCCUUUGGCUGGCUUACGGGAAUGUUUUUUAUAAAAUCUUUUGGUGAUAAUUGUAAUUAUCAAAACGAAAAUUUAACAACUUUAUUUAAGAACAAUACUACAUAUACUCAAGCAAUCGAGAUCAAUGAGUUCAACAGCACUACGUGGUUUAAGUAUCGUCAUAAUAAUAAUGUAAGUUUAUCAUUAAACUUAGCUACAUCAAUGUCUUCAUUUCGAGAAAAAGUUAUGAUGAUCAUUUAUUGGGUAUUAAAUGUUAAUGAAAAAUUAAUAUGGGAAGAGGAUUCAGAAUCUUUUUAUAAUAUUGAUGGUGAUGUUGAAUUUGACAAUAUUAACUUCACUUAUCCAUCUCGAAAAGAUACAUCAGUUCUAUGUAAUCUUUCUUUUAUUGCUCGUGCUGGUCAGACAACUGCUCUUGUAGGUUCAACUGGCUCUGGAAAAAGUACAUGUAUAUCACUUAUCCUUCGUUAUUAUGAACCUUCAUCGGGUCGAAUCACAAUCGAUGGUCGACAGCUAACAGACUACAAUGUCCGACAACUUCGACAAAGCAUAGGAGUUGUUAGUCAAGAACCCAUUCUGUUUGGUAUAACUAUUUAUGAAAACAUUCGGUUCGGUAAAGUGAAUGCAACACGAGCAGAAAUUGAACAAGCAGCACGAGAGGCAAAUGUGCAUAAUUUUGUUAUGCAAUUGCCGAAUAAAUAUGAAACACUUGUUGGUGAACGCGGUAUACAGUUAAGCGGUGGUGAAAAACAACGUAUUGCAUUGGCUCGUGCUCUUGUCAAGCAGCCUAAAUUUCUUUUAUUGGAUGAAGCAACAAGUGCACUUGAUAAUAUUAGCGAAAAAAUUGUCCAAGAAGCGCUAGAUCGAGCAUGCAAAGGUACCAAUUAUUUUGUCUGCCGCUUUCCUGAAUGGAUAAUCAUCUUAGUUGGUUGUAUAGCAUGUGUACUUAAUGGAGCGGCUCAACAAGUAUUCGCAAUUUUACUUGCCAAAACACUUGAUGUUGAUUUUCGUGGAGAGAUCAAAUUUAAUAAUGUAAAUUUCAUAUAUCCAACUCGACCAACAUCUAUUAUUCUUAAUAAAUUUCAAUUGGAUAUCAAGCCAAGUCAACGUGUCGCUCUUGUUGGUACAUCGGGAUGUGGGAAAUCAACAACUAUUCAGUUAUUGGAACGAUUCUAUGAUACUACAGGUGGUCGAAUACUUCUUGAUGGUGUUGAUAUCCGAUUACUAAACAUUCAUUGGCUUCGUUCUCAAUUUGGUCUUGUUGGUCAAGAGCCAGUUUUGUUCGAUUUAACAAUUGCUGAAAAUAUAGCAUAUGGCUUAGAAAAUAUUCCAAUGGAAGACAUUAUUAACGCAGCGAGAAAAGCUAAUAUUCAUCAAUUUAUUAACCGAUUGCCUCAGGGCUAUGAAACAAAAGUAGGAUUGAAAGGUAGUUUUCUAUCAGGUGGUGAAAAACAACGUAUUGCUAUUGCUCGAGUUCUUCUUCGUCGGCCUAAAGUUUUGCUUUUAGAUGAAGCUACAAGUGCCAUGGAUUCACAUAAUGAACAACUUGUACAAGUAGCUCUAGAACAAGCUCAAACAGAAGACUCUUGUUGCACAUCACUCAUUAUUGCUCAUCGUCUUUCAACUAUUCGUUCAUGCGAUGUGAUUUAUGUACUUGAUGGAGGACAUAUCGUGGAAAGGGGUACCCACACAGAAUUGAUACAAAAACGUGGAGCUUAUUAUAAAAUACUUACUCAAAGAAAUUUUCAAUGA
Messenger RNA from Rotaria sp. Silwood2, 1776 nucleotides. The record is from the annotation of a GenBank genome assembly. Lineage: Eukaryota; Metazoa; Rotifera; Eurotatoria; Philodinida; Philodinidae.